Molecule: messenger RNA, 558 nt
Organism: Penicillium odoratum
Lineage: Eukaryota; Fungi; Ascomycota; Eurotiomycetes; Eurotiales; Aspergillaceae
Exons: 2
Coding region: 1-558 (185 amino acids)
Biological process (GO): autophagy of mitochondrion
Cellular component (GO): mitochondrion
Source: RefSeq, a predicted model, not a curated record
AUGAUCUGCCCGAUAACUGCCACCAAGUUCGUUGGGACUGUGUCCCUCGGGCUGCUGACGGGAAUGUCCUACUCCACUGCCUCAAUCACGAUCCCAGCUCUCAAGCUCCUUCCCUCCUCAACCACCGCCUCUCGCUGCCUGAAUGAAGUGAAGCGCCUAAACCGCAAGCAUGCCCUGCGCCUAUCCAGCUUGACUAAUGCAUGCAUCCUUUUCGCCUACUCUGUCUCUCCUCCCCGCCGCCAACACCCAUACCUUAUCUGGAUGUGCGUUGUCUCGACAGUCAGCUCAUACGGCCUCGAUUUGUUCUUCAACCGACACAUGGGGCUCAAGAACUGGGUCCUCGCCGCUAUCCAAGAUACUACCGGUCUGAGCCUCGGACUCCAACCCACUUCUAAGAAGGAAGAUGAUCUAGUCGUAGUCGAAGCUGAGGAAGAUGUCAACGGCGAGAGCGUACAGCGCGAGAUGGACGGAGAGCGUCGGCUGCAACGUGCGCGGGCCUUGCUGGCCGGGCUUGCGCUGUCGAUGGGCAUUGUUGGACUGUGGGGAGACAAAAAGUGA